ACCUAUACGCCGCACACUGGACACGAUCUGUGUAAAAAGCAUGAAAAUGCGAUCAGUGGCGUACACUGAACGCUUAUUUUACUUCUCUCCCCAACACUGAUUGAUGCAUACGUACAUACAAACGAACAUCUCGCAGGGAUAAUGCAGAAAGCCCGCAUUCGAUAUGUCCAUCCAAUUACACUGCUUCGCAUUGUUCUCUGUUGUUAACCGGGGGCGUAUGACCAGGGAUGCCUCGAUGACAGUGAUACAGCAAGCAUAUGUUCACUGACUUCAAAUCGAUCACAUCACAAUUCGGUUUAAAGUGAGUGUAAUUGCCAACAAAUCGUCUGGAUUAUUACUCAAUCCGUUGAUUAUUCUCUGGAUUCUAGCUUAUUGUUUUAUCAGAUACGCAUAUUCUCUGAAAGAGCUUUCGGCAUUAUGCGAUUUAUCUCGACAAUCUCGCUUCUCCUCCCGUUCGCACUUACCAUCAUCCUCCUGAUAGAUGUUACCAUAGCAACGGUAACUCUUCCCCCUUAUUUGAGUCACAGCGGUACCCUCGCACCUGGACAAGAUGAACAUGGUGGUAUACCCAUGGGCGUCUCCAACCAACGAUGCGACGACGGAAAGACCAAUUUGACCAUUGACUGGGACGGUUCUCGUGACGCAUUUGAAUGUCCCUCGGAAAGGUGGACAUCGAACAAGAUGAGCAAAAAGACUUCAAGCAUUGAUGAACAGUGCACAACAAAGACAGACAACCCUAUCCAUGUCUGUAUGAAUCGAGCCAUCAUUUAUCAAGACGUAAUUCCAACGAGUGGAGCACAUCGCCCCCUAUGGGCCAAGUACGGAGAGUAUAGAUAUCUUCCCAAACAGAGAUGGUUACAUAAUCUAGAGCAUGGAGCUGCGGUAUUUCUCUACCACCCUUGUGCCGAUAUGAAUGAAGUGACAAGAUUUAGAAGAAUAGCACGAGGAUGUCUAAGGAAACACAUCAUUACUCCAUACAAAGAACUCAGCCAGGAUCGGCCCUUUGCAGUCCUGACUUACGGAUGCAAAUUGGAACUGCCGUUCAUCGCUUCAAAUCGUAUUCGAGAAUUUCUGAGAGAGCAUGCAGGCAAAGCACCUGAAAGAAGGGUUGCAGAAGAUGGUCAAUUCAACAUUCAGCAGACCCAUAAAGCUAAGACUGUUUCUAAUGCCAAUGACUGUGUAAUCUGCCCUGCGGAGCCAUUUGAUGGAUGUCCUGGACACCACACCCAUACGAGUCGGGUCAAGCAGGCAAUCAAUAAAGCUCAUCAUCGUCCCAAGAAUGAUAAACCACGCAAGAGACAAGGAAAAAUCCAUGAUUAAUUAGGCAUCAAAAUACACCACUCUGGGGUAGGGGAUAAUUAAAAUAAAUUGGGGCAUGAUUCUUUUAAAAGUCAGGUUUGUCUACAAAUUUAGGUCAUGAAAAAUUAUGACAUAUCAGGGGAAGCUCUUGAUUAAAAAAAAAAAAAGAAAUGGGAUGUUUGUCGUUGUUUUUAGGUUGUCUGUUUAAAGCCCAACAGGAAGGGUGCACAUCAAAAGAUAUUCUUUGAUAUGCAAUGUGAAAUAUUAGGGGGUGAUUUAUAUUUGCCUUUGUUUGUUUAGGAAGGAUGGGGUAACAUUGAUAAAGCAAAUACUAGAAAAUUGAAACCAUGUAAGAAACAAAAAAGGGUAAAAUCAGAUUUAUAAUAUCAGGGUGUAGAGAUGCUUUGCUGACAGAGUGAAUUAAAUUGUUUUUCUUAACAUUCAACAAUUAGAGAGGUUUAUUAUGGUAAUCAUUAUUCAUAAUAUGAAGUAAUAUCAUGAUAAUGUUUACACUUAUUAUAGCUCUCUUGUUUGGAAAAACACAUUGCAGAAAAUGUGGAACUAAUCUUUAAACAGCUUUCAUGCAAUUUUUUUCCUAUUUCAAACUAAAGUUGAUUAAUUUCUUCUAUUAAAUACAUUUUUAUGCCGAUUAAAAAAAAAUUACAGAGGAAUAAAAGCAAUAUAUGUACUUCAAAUGCAGCAUUUGAAAUACAUUGAUUAUAUUUUUGGAAUUUACAUUUUCAAGUUACAAAUGAUUUAAUUCCUGCGAUUAUAGUCAACAUAGUCUGUAAAGCUUUAAAACAGACAAAAUGACAUUACUGCCAUGGAAUUCUUCAUAUAAAUAUGAAUUUACCAUAAAAGUAAUGAAUACAUUUUAACUACAAUUAACAAUAUGCAUCAAGUGAAAAUUAUCAGGUUCAUUUUCUGUUAUUUUGGUAUGACAUUCUCAUGAAAAUUGUAAAGAAUACCAUAUAAGUAUAUACACCAUAUA
This is a messenger RNA of Lytechinus variegatus (green sea urchin), 2290 nucleotides long. RefSeq lists its product as uncharacterized. Gene Ontology annotation, cellular component: cytoplasm. The transcript has 8 exons. The record is from RefSeq and is a predicted model, not a curated record. Lineage: Eukaryota; Metazoa; Echinodermata; Echinoidea; Temnopleuroida; Toxopneustidae. Bases 418 to 1320 code for a protein of 300 amino acids.